Messenger RNA from Ctenopharyngodon idella (grass carp), 1095 nucleotides. Its product is annotated as serine/threonine-protein kinase pim-2-like. Gene Ontology annotation, cellular component: cytoplasm. The record is from RefSeq and is a predicted model, not a curated record. Gene Ontology annotation, molecular function: ATP binding; protein serine/threonine kinase activity. NCBI's taxonomy places the organism in Eukaryota, Metazoa, Chordata, Actinopteri, Cypriniformes, Xenocyprididae. The coding region runs from base 1 to 1095 and encodes 364 amino acids. The transcript has 6 exons. Gene Ontology annotation, biological process: regulation of mitotic cell cycle; negative regulation of apoptotic process; protein autophosphorylation.
AUGGGACAGAGAAGUUCACGAGUACGAUCUUUUACGGAUAGCGAGCAGGUUUACGACCCAAACCCCAGCAGCAGCACGGCGGAGAAACAACAUCCUCAUCGGCCUGAUGAGAAGCCUGUUGUUGUUGCUGAGGGAGAGGGAGACGUGCUUCCCCACUCGCGUCCGAAAAAGAAAAGGAAAGGGGCCAACUUCUUUAAGUGGCUCUCGUUCGGUGGGAAGAAAAAAUCCACCAAAAACAAGGGCUCAGAUCAGGGCGAAAUGAAGGACCAAGAUAUUGAGACGGAAACAUCCAGGAGAAGUACCGACGACAACAUUUGCUGCCGAUAUGCAAUCGGCAGUAAACUGGGGCAAGGUGGAUUUGGUGCCGUCUAUGAAGGCACUCGUUUGGCGGAUGGCCAGAAGGUGGCAGUGAAAUUUGUCAAAAAGACAAAACACACGGAAUGUAACAGCAUUCCUGAUCAUCCCAAGCCCCUUCCCAAAGAAGUCGCUCUGACAAUCCUGGCCAAUAAAGGUCCAGUGACGGACAUCAUUAAGCUGCUGGACUGGCAGGACCAGCAGGACUUCUAUGUCAUGGUCCUCGAGCGUUUCUCUCACAGCAUGGAUGUGUAUCGCUUUGUGGAAAGCAACGGCGGCAGCAUCGACGAGAAGUUUGCACGCUUCAUCAUGUGGGGGGCAACACUAGCCGCUGAUGUGUGCUGUCGCCGUGGGGUUUACCAUGGGGAUAUAAAAUUAGAGAACCUGCUGAUAGACUUUAAGAACCUCGAAGUCAAACUCAUUGACUUUGGAUGCGGCGAUCUCCUGACGGAAUCUGCCUACACGAGAUUCUGUGGCACAAUGAUGUAUUGCCCUCCCGAGUACAGGAUGAAGGGUGAGUUUCAUGGAAAGCCGGCGACAGUCUGGACUCUGGGAAUCCUCUUGUUCAGAAUGCUGUGCGGACACUUUCCAGAUACUUUCGACCUGUACAGGAUCAAUAUGAACACCUGGUACAAACCUGGCUUGACAGAAGAUUGCUGCCAUUUGAUCUGCUCUCUUCUGCAGCAGAAGCCUGAGCGUCGGCCUGAUCUGGAAAGGAUUGUUUACCACGUAUGGUUUUAG